GGUUCGUACUUGGCAGCGAGAUGCUAGAGACAGGACAUUGCUGCAACCUACUUCUGCUGCGGCUGUAGACAUGUUACCAACUGUUGCCUGUGCUGAUAAUCCGUCCACAAGUUUUGCUGCUAAAUUUGUCCAUGCCUCUACCAACAAGAAUAGAUGUUCUAUCAAUAAAGUCUUGUGGACUCCUACAGGACGGCGUCUUAUUACAGGUUCGCAGAGUGGUGAAUUCACACUUUGGAAUGGGCAAUCUUUUAAUUUUGAAAUGAUCCUUCAGGCUCAUGAUAAUGCAAUUAAAUCAAUGGUGUGGAGCCACAAUGAAAAUUGGAUGGUUACUGGCGAUGAUGGGGGAUCAAUCAA
Messenger RNA from Phalaenopsis equestris, 354 nucleotides. RefSeq names its product flowering time control protein FY-like. The transcript is spliced from 4 exons. The record is from RefSeq and is a predicted model, not a curated record. Gene Ontology annotation, molecular function: protein binding. Gene Ontology annotation, cellular component: mRNA cleavage and polyadenylation specificity factor complex. The annotation marks the transcript as partial. Lineage: Eukaryota; Viridiplantae; Streptophyta; Magnoliopsida; Asparagales; Orchidaceae.